UCUUCUGGUUGCUUCUGGAAAAAUGACUGGUAGUGAUCAAGAAUGCACAUAUAAGUCUAAAAGGUUAAAUUGUGGUACUGAGGCCAUGCACUUGGGCCGAAAGCCGUCGUACGAAAGGCGAAGUCUGAAAAGUUGAACGAAGAAAGUCGCAUUGCGCAUAAAUCCAUUGGUAUUGAACCUUUAGAAAAAGGCCGAAAUCCAUAAAGAUGCAGAUACAGAAACAGUCAGCACGUGUAUAAAUAAAUAAAUAAAUAAAUAUAUACAGACGUUCUUCGAGAAAAGUGUAAUUUUAUAAAUUGAAUUAUCCAAUUAAGAAACAAAGCGGAGGAAACGUGGUACUGGGCUCAAAUCAUUGGGCCGAAAUCCAACAUACGAAAGAAGAAGAAUAAAAGGUUACAGAGAUAAAAGGUGAUAUCCUAAACGAUGUAGGACCACCUACGAUGCAAACACCUAUUAAUCUCAUUGCAUUAAGAGAACAAAUACACGAAAAUUGAGAUGUCCUGCCAAAUUCUAGAGAUCGCUCGGAUAACCAAUCUUCAUGAAGUGAAGAAAUUACUUGGAAGUUCCUUGAAUAGAGUUGACACUGUAUCGAAGGAUGAAUUACCCCUUCAAGACGUUUUGGUUUCAUUGUCGUCUGCUCGAGAUAUUUUGGUUAUAGCAUUGAAUACCAAGAUAAUUAUUCUAGCAUCAAAAUGGAAUUUACUAGGUCACAAUGAUGCAAAUAAUGAAUUUUGUAUUAUUUGGAGCGAUGAAAUAGCAAUGGAACCAAAUGAAUGGAUCACGUCCAUAUCUUGUUUCCCAAUUACAAUUCUAGAAAAAAGUAGUGCACGUGGUGAAGUCGACUGGACCUGCGUAUGUGUGGGUUUCUCUACUGGCUUUAUAAAAUUUUACACCGAGGACGGUGUGUUCUUAAUGAAAGAAUUGUUCCAUGAUGAACCGGUCCUGGCAAUAAAGUGUCAAUCGCGACACGCACCUAAAUAUACCGGUGAUGUGGAAUGUACCGAAGAAGUGCACGUGCUAUAUGGCAGUACAAUAUGCAUUUUGCAAGGGUUUUCAUUAUUUUCGGUGCUGCGAGCCCUUAAGUGUCAUUUGCAAAGAGCUCGGUUAAGCGGUACCGAAGAACCACCUGCAGUGAAUUUGGUAUUACAAAAAUGGGGUUUCAAAAAUCAAGAUGUCACGAAUGACUCAAAAAUUAUUGGUGCAACGACAUUCAACUUAUUUGACCACUUAAUGACUGCUUCUAUUAGUGGUGGUUAUAACGCUUUAUAUCGUUCGAGUGCUUUCCAAUACAACUUGAUCGUUGCAACCGGCAAAAGACCUUUCAUUGGAUUUCACUAUACUACAGAGAAAGGUUUUACUCCCGUUCUUUCUAACAUUGCUGCAUCAAUGGCCAGUAAACUUGUAACUACAAUAGGAACGGCUGUUCCGGUUCUUAAUUCUAUGUGGUUUCGAGGCACCUCCAAAGCUGUCACGUCCCUGAUGAAAGGAAAUUCUGUAGCAAAAGAGGCGAUAGAACGAAUGACGUGCAGGUUUGGUUUAAGCGAUGCCGUUAGAGAAGGCCUUUGCAUAGUGGCCGCGCCCGUUAGAACUUUCUGCGUCGUGUCGGAUACGAUGGGUAGGGUGAUAUUAGUAGAUACCAAACGUGGGCUUGCAUUAAGAAUGUGGAAAGGAUAUCGAAAUGCACAGUGCGGUUGGACAGAAUCGAUCGAAGAAAGGCAGAGUUCUACACAAGGUAGUCAGUUGCGAACGACUUUAUUUCUAGUCGUCUAUGCCCCGAAGAAAGGAAUUAUUGAUAUUUGGAGUGUUCAACAGGAUUUAAAAAUUGCUACGUUCUCAGCCAGCAAACAUGGCCGAUUACUGUACAUAGAUUCGGGUUUAUUUGGUCUGAACGAUCGCCCAUCGAUAUCUGAAAAACGAUCGAGAUGUUCCUGCAUAUUUAUUGAUCCCACGGGAUAUCUAAAGGAGAUCACUGUACCCUUUCAUUCGGUCCUCAACGAGAAGCAUGGGCAUAAAGCUCACGAUUUGCAUCUGUUAAAGAAAUUGAAGCGAGUUAUAAACAGGGACGAACUCGACGAUGAAAAAUUACAAUCGGAAGUUGUCGAUACGUGUGCACGCUUGAAGUCAAUCGAAUCGAUGCUCCGAACUAUUAAAGCAUUAAUGACGAGCAGGCACGUCACACCUUCCGUUCUACUUGCAGCGAGUCGCCAUUUCGUCGACAAGUUCAAACAACGUGAUCCGGAGACGUUCGACCCAAUGACAAAGUCACUUUUCCAACUAUCGACACAGCUCCAACGUGCGACCGAAUUCUACAUUUUUACCCGCUCCCAAUUCGAGCGCACUUCGAGCCCAAUCUCGGGCGAGAGGCGGCUGUUCGAGCUGCUACUAGUCUCCGAGGAAGAGCUGCAAAGGAUCUUGUCACUGCUCGAGAUGUCUGCCGAUACGGGAAACGUGACAGUUUCCAACAGAGUCACGUUCAAAGAAGACAGGAAGACAUUUGCAUACUUCUUGUCGUCUUUUCAAAUCGGUACACCAACUUUUGUAGAUUUCGAGAAGGACGAGUUCUCCGACAAGCUUCCUAUCGUUUCCGAAUUGGUGUAUCGCAAUUGGAUGGACUCAACGGAGCCGGUAAACACCUGGCACGAUGCCGCGGCACAAAGUGGCAUUCGGCCACAAACGUUACUACGAUUUGCUUUGAUUUACUGGUUAAACCGAACGUAUACGGCAUCGUUGGCCGUGGAGUUGAAACGUUUCAUUCAUCUGAUACAUUCUAUUUGUUCAAUAGCGGGCACGGAUGAAGUGUGCGCUAAAGAUAACGAGGUCUCUACAUGGUGGCACGAGGUACGAGGAAUGUUGACGGAAUGUUCGAAACCAUUCAAUUCUUUAACUGCGGCCAUGGCGUGCCGUGCAGUUUCGAUCACGUUGGAAAAGAAGAGGGAUCUGUUUGAUCAGAGUAAACGAAUGGAAAGCCAUGGUGUCGAGACAAUGGGAUUACCCGACACCAGCGAACCGGAGGGUUUGGAGAAGCAGAAAUAUACAGAAAAAGAGUCAUCGUCGAACGAUGCACUCAAUACAAUGUGCAAUUUAAAAAGCGACUGGGAAACCGUGAGUAAAGAUGGCUGCCAAUUCACCGUGCUAAUUAGUCAUUUGGAAGACUUGACUAUAUUGGACUACGUAGUAAGUCGGCAACCACCGCGAGACCAUACCGGAAACUUUCUCUCGUUACGUUACGAGAAGGAAAAUGUAUCUUUAAGGCUUUUGCUCUCCGGAGGGAAAGGUUCCGUAUCGGAAAUCGUUGCCAGGUGGCUCGCAUCCACGGGAUUGCAUCCGACGUGCCUAAUCGAUUCGGAAGGCCCCGAGAUCGAUCGAGACCAUUCUUUGGAAAGUUCAUUAAACGUGACUGUCUUGUCACCCCAGACCGCCGCCGUUCGGGGAUUCCAAGACGAGCGGAUUAAACUCUUUCCGCUGACAAAGGACAUCGGUGCAAAAGCAAACGUCGACGUUUCGACUAAUGCCGAAACGAUGGGUAAAAUUGCCUUACUGAAGCUACAUUUCCCAUAUAGCCUGGCAAGUGACGUGCUUCUGGCUAAUUUAUGUUGGCGAUUUGUGACAACAUGGAUCGAGAAUCCAACACGGUUAAAAGUCCUUGAUGCGGCAUUAACCGUUCUACGACAUAUACCUACGAAAAUCAUGCAACAAGGAUUGUGCUGUCUCCUAUGGACGCUACAUUUAAAGAAAAUGAUCAAGGCAGCUUCUAAGCUUAUGAAUAAAUUAGGAAAGUUACCAAAUGAGAGGCUGUGCAUGCAAACAAUAGGACUGUCCGACAUGCAGCUGACAAUGUUUCUUCAACAUUGCGUGACGUUUCUUGACAUCUUCUUAGACGCAACGGUGCUUGACGGGGAGAACAACGUAACCGUGAAAUUUGAGGAUUUGUGGGAAUCUUCUCAAUCGGGCCCAAAACCCCUCGUCGAGCUUAUUACAAUGCAAACCCCUGUCUCGUACGAUCUAGUUUUGUUACAUUUCCAACUAGUCAGUACCCUUCACAUGAUGGCAUACUUUAACAUAAAAGUGCAAAAACCGCUGGACAAUUUAUUCCAAUCAACGUCACGUCCGUACUUCUUUCAAGACAUGACCAGUGGAACCAUAUUCACCUGGUAUCAUGACAAUAAACAAGAUGCUUUCCGCAUGGAGUUCCUCCAUCAUGUAAUCACAGCAUCCACGAAUUUUAUCCAUCGAGAAGCAGAGUACGAAAGUAGUUUUGGUACUUCACAGGUGGUCUUUUGGAUGAGCAAGUGCCACACAUUGGCAUCUAUUUGGAAAAUUAAUACUGACGAGUUAAGGGUACAUCAGGUACAGCAGUUGUACGCCAAUGGAUUUGACAGGCUGGCUGAAGAGGCUGUGACAGCUGUGAAUAACACCCAAAAGCUCGCCGAUGUGCUGCUCCCUAUUGCUGGGAAACGCAUUAAAGCAUAUCUAUCUAAGACUCUCGAUAUUCUGAAUAAAGUUUCACGGGUAAAUCCAGCGCUAACAAAGUAUCUAGACAGUUUGGAUUCAUUCGAGGGAUCCCUGACUGACUAUUCCGAUAACGAUACAAUAGAACUCGUUCGUCUGAUAUCAAGAUUUGUAGACGAAACAGAUCCCAACUAUCGCCUUGCCCAAUUAUUACUAGAUGCUACGCUUAUCUAUGAAGAAAAGUUGUAAUUUCAGAACCUUUGACAAUUGAAAUUCAGUAAUUCCUGGUAAAUCUCCGUUACGACACGGACACCCAAUGCAACGUCGUUUCGAACGGGUCCACAUAAAAGGAAAAAUGUAAUAAACAACAAGACUAUAACUGGUCUAUGUUGAAGGUUGCAUGUACGUAUGUACGUAUGUACAUGUAUACAGUGCCGAUGAAGUUAGAAUAUUUCUGAGUGGAUAGCAAUUCUAAUAUAUUCUAGUCUGGUAAACAUUCUUUGCGGAUACGCGAAAGGAAGAAAGUAUCAUUGGCAAUUUGAAAAAUGUAAAAUGAAAUUUUAUAAAUUUAAUUACAGCACGGUUA
Molecule: messenger RNA, 5035 nt
Organism: Orussus abietinus
Lineage: Eukaryota; Metazoa; Arthropoda; Insecta; Hymenoptera; Orussidae
Gene: Rab3-GAP
Product: rab3 GTPase-activating protein non-catalytic subunit
Exons: 20
Coding region: 496-4698 (1400 amino acids)
Biological process (GO): regulation of GTPase activity
Source: RefSeq, a predicted model, not a curated record